Messenger RNA from Oryza sativa Japonica Group (Japanese rice), 1476 nucleotides. RefSeq lists its product as uncharacterized. The record is from RefSeq and is a predicted model, not a curated record. Lineage: Eukaryota; Viridiplantae; Streptophyta; Magnoliopsida; Poales; Poaceae.
CGCGGCUCAGCCAGCUCUCGCCGCCACGCGCAAUUCACCGCACCCGCCCGCGCUAUCAUCCCACGCCACACACACGCGCUCACGGACGAACACACCCGCGCCACACGAUCCAUCGCCAACCCAACAAACCACUCUCCCGGUGGUCUCCUCUCCUCUCGCUUCCCAUCACCGUCACCUUCCCCCACACGCGUUCCCAAGCCCGCGCGCCUCCUAUAUAAUCCGCGGCUUCACCCGAAUCCAGCCAACUAAAACUACCACUUCUUCUUCUCGCAGCUCAACGACGACGUCUUCGUUUUCUUGGCUUGCUUGCUUGUGAGCUCGUGGCCUUGCCGUUGCUGGUUUCUUGACAUGGGCAACUACUUGUCGUGCACGAUGGCGAAGGUGCCAGGAGGGAAGGGGGCGAGGGUGAUACUGCCGGACGACGGCGGGUUGAGGCAGGUGGCGCUGCCGGCGACGGCGGCGGAGCUGAUGAUGGACGCGCCGGGCCACUUCCUGGCGGACGCGCGCGCGGCGCGGGUGGGCGCCCGCCUCGCCGCGCUGUCGGCCGACGAGGAGCUGGAGCUCGGCGCGGUGUACGCCACGUUCCCGAUGAAGCGCCUCGGCACGCCGCUGGCGCCCGCGGACAUGGCGCGCCUCGCCGCCGUGGCCACCAGGGAGGCCCGGCGCUCGGCCAAGGUGGCCGCCGCGGUCGUGGCGCCGCCGCCGACGCCGCUGCAGGCGGAGGACGCGGCGCCGAGGCUGCGGCUGGAUGAGAUGGUCGACGACGAGGCGGUCGCCGCCGACAUGAACGUGUACAAGCACCGGCUGAGCAGCGAGCGCUCACGGAGGCCGACAUUGGAGACCAUCCAAGAGGAGAACUACAUGUCGACAAACUAAAAUUAUACAGCUUAGCCAGCAGCUCACCUUUUUUUAAUUUUCUCUUUUAUGUGCGAUAUUGUUUCUAUUAUCUUUUCUGAGAUCUGAAUUGGAAAAGAUAUGUAAUGAAACAGAGAAAGAUGUACAGUCAAUUUUUGUAAAGAAAUCAAGAACACGUAGAUCAGGAUUGUCUUUUUUUAAAAAAAUGAUUGGGUGCAAGCACAAGCGAGUUAUCCAUUUUACUGCUUAUUUCCAUGCAUCCCAAAUUGGAACACUAUAUAAAAGCUUUUGAGAAAAAUGAAUGGACUGUGAAUAUAAUUGAGCAUCACAAUAAAAGAUUUAUUUUUUAUUUUUAUCUUUUGCUCUUCAAUCUUGAUUUGAUUUUUUAGUGGUACGAUAGAUAGAGUUUGUACCAUUUCUGUCUAUUUUAAAUAUUUUUAAUGAUGAUUUACUAAAAUCUGAUCCCAACAUUUGAAAAGAGUGCAAUAUUGCACUUUAAAGUGUGGCAAUAGUUCUCAUGUGCAAGAAAAAGAAAAAAAACACACAAUAAUGUUUCUUACAGAAGUACUGUUCGUCUAUCUCUGUUAUGUAAAUUUAUAAACCAAACAUCAGUUUUGAUUA